Molecule: messenger RNA, 5571 nt
Organism: Insectozyma verbasci
Lineage: Eukaryota; Fungi; Ascomycota; Pichiomycetes; Serinales; Debaryomycetaceae
Source: the annotation of a GenBank genome assembly
AUGGAAUCAAAUGAUACAACAUUAAAGAGAUUUCUUUUACAAUUACCAACAUAUUCUCAAUUUGAGUUUAAUAAGCUGACUAGAAAAGAAAUUAGAAAACAAUUAUUCUGCUCAAUUUCAAAUAAUGGUAAAUAUUUAAAUUGGUUAUUUCCAAAUGCGUUCACUGGAGAUCCGAAUAUUGAUUUUAUGAUUGAUAAAAUUGAUAAAGAUUUUGAUUGGAAAUUUACAAAUUAUUAUAAAACUUUAUUAUUGAAAAGAGACCCAAAACAUGAUACUCAUUCUCAUCAUGCAUUCCAUCCAAAUAUGGCAUGUUCAAGAAUUUUUAGAAAAGGUGAACCUAUUUAUCGUUGUUUAACUUGUGCUUUUGAUGAUACUUGUGCUUUAUGCUCUCAUUGUUAUCAACCUGAAUAUCAUAAAGGUCAUAAUUUACAUAUUGCGAUUUGUCAAAAAGAAAAUGGUGGUGUUUGUGAUUGUGGUGAUCCCGAAGCAUGGGUUAAUACUUUUUAUUGUCCAUAUUCAUUAAUUGAUGACACCGCAAUAGAUGAUAAAAAACUACCGGAAGAUUUGAAAGUGUCAAUUUUAUCUACUAUUGGUAUAAUUUUAGAUUUUUUAAUUGAUGUUAUAAUUCAAUGUGAUUUACAAUUUGAAGAUCCUCAAGAUUUAACAACUACUAAAAUUGAAUUAAAUACAAUUAAUAGUACUUUUGAUUCAAUAAAAUAUCAAUGUAAUAAUUUUGUUGAUUCAAAUAAUGGUAAAUAUUUUUUAUUAAUUUAUAAUGAUCAAAUUAGACAUUAUAGAGAUGCAGUGCAAAGAAUUCAUUUAUCAAGUAGAAAAGUAAUUGAAUUUGCAACUAUGAUAACUGAUAAAGUACAAAAAUUUGGCAAGGCAAAAGUAAUAAGCUCAAAAAAUAUAAAUUAUUUAUUAGAAAGACAGAAAGUGUUGAGUGCCACUGGUUUAUCAUCAUGUAUUAGAAGUCAUAGAGAUGUGUUUAGAGAAGAUAUGUGUGAAGAAAUUAUCACCUGGCUUGGUAAUUUAACUGAUUCUGAAAUUUUCAAAACUAAUACAGAAGCUGAAAAUUUAUUCACUAGAGCAUUUUGUGAAAGAUGGCAAAAUGGGUUAUUAGUUGCAACUAGUUCAAAUGAUGAUAAUUAUCAAUAUAAAUGUGGGACCCUAGAUUCAAAUUUAAAAAUACCAAAAAUACCGUCUAGGGAAAAAAGUCAAUUACCUUAUUGGAGCUAUAAUGUUAGUUUAUGGGAUUUAGAUGAAGAAACAUGUAAAGAAUGUGAUUAUAAUUUGAAUUUAGAUGAUUAUGAACUAAAUAAAAGUCAUCAUGGUUCAAGAUUACAAUAUUUGAUAUACCUAGAUAUUAGAAUUUGGAAAGCGUCAAGAAAUGUAUUACAUGAUAUUUAUUCAACUUCAUUAACUACAAACUUAAGAUAUAAAACAAUUAUAAACUCUCAAUAUGUUGACGUUUAUCCACAAAUUACAGAUAUGUUUUUAAAUAUGGAUAGAGAACCAGAAUCAAAUAUAAUGUCAAAUUUAUCGACUCAAUUAUUUACAUGUCCUGCAAAUGCAACAGCAAUAGUAAAACAUGGAGAUAUAACAAGAAUAUUUUCAGCAAUUUAUGGUUUUUUAACUAUUGAUGAAAUUGAAACACCUGAAAAUUUGAAAUUAACACAUCAAAUAUCAACAAAGAAUUUGAAAAAUAGAAGAUGGGGUCAAAUAUUCUUUGAUAUAAGUUAUAUUAUAAGUAGAGGCAAAGAUUUAAAAGAAAUUUAUAGUAGAGGUUUAAUUCCAAUGGCUUGUGAUAUUUUAGCUUUAUUUCAAGGAAGACCAGUUAUGAUUAGAGAAAAGACAAAUCAUGUUGAAUAUGAAAGUCCAGAUUAUACUGCUUUUUUCAACGCAAUUUCAGUUAUUUAUACUUAUGGAAAAUAUAUAGCAGAAGCAAUAGCAAAGCCAUCAUUUGGAGAUUCUUCAGAAAAAGCCUGUAUUUUACAUGAGGCAUUAAAAUGGGUUUUGAUGAUUUUAUUAAAUCUUGAAAAUAUGACGUAUCCCGGUUUAACUGAUGAUGAUAUUGAUAUAAAUACUAAUAGAUCAUAUAUUAAAGAACCAAUUACUGGUGAAACAUUUAUUGAUUGUAAAGUUUAUGAAGACAAGGUUAGUUUUUUGCAUCCAUUACAUUCAUUUCUAAGUUGGCUAAUUGAAUCAGCAGAUUGUGAUGAUUUAAAAUAUGUACUUGAUAAUUAUGAAAAACCUAUUGAGAGUAUAAUUUUUGAUUAUCCGAUAAAAACAAUUGUAUUAAUGUCACAAAUCAAAGCUGGGUUUUGGGUUAGAAAUGGAUUUAGUGUUAAAUCACAAUUACAAUUGUAUAAAAAUACAUUACUUAGGGAAACUGGGUAUAUGAGAGAUUUAUAUUUAAUUCAAUUAUUUACAAAUAUUGCAAAUCCAAAUUUAGUCACAUAUCAAAUAUUACAUAGAUGGGGAUUACUUGGCAAUUGGCAUGAGAAAGAAGAAGAAUCUGUAUAUGAUGAUAAAACAUUGAUUUAUAUGCUUGAAGAAUGUCUAAAUUUUUUUAUUCAUAUUUUAACUGAAGAUAUUUAUUUAAAAGGGUUGAAAAAUGAUGUAUCUGCAAGAUUAAAAAUUGAAAAGGAGAUUAUUCAUAAUUUAUGUUUUAGUCCAAUGGGUUAUACAAAGUUGUGCUCACUAAUACCUGAUCAUAUUGUAAAUGACAUGAGAUUUUCAAACAUCCUAAGAGAAAUGACAAAUUAUAAACCUCCUAAAAAUAGUACAGAUUUCGGUAAUUACAGUUUAAAAGAUAAGUAUCUUGAUGAAGUUAAUCCUUAUUAUUUUAAUUAUACUGCAAAUAUCAAAGAUGAAGCGUUAAAAUUUGUUAAAGAACGAGUAUCCAAGAACACAGGUAAAACAAUUAAUGAAAUUAUAAUUGAACCACGACCAAUUAAUGUCGAAGAAUUGGGAAAUUAUAAAUAUAUUGGAAACUUUUCAACUUCUAUUCAUUUUACAAAUUUCCUACUGAAAAUUUUAAUUUAUUCAAAAAAGAAAGAUAUUGGUGAAGUUGAAAAUUUAUUAGAAACUGCAUUUCAUUUAAUCCAUAUAUGUAGUUUAGAACAAUUGAUUGAUAAAAAAUUUGGUACGUUUUUGUUUAACUUUAUUAAUGACGAAGAUCUCACAUCAGUUGCAGAAUUAUUAUAUGAGUAUUUAAUCAAUGAUGAUUACAAAUGUUAUCAUACAAAAAUACGAAGUAUAUUUAAAGUAUUCAAAUCAAAUUAUAAAUUAAAAUCCUUUUCAAGUUUAUUAGGUGAUCAAUUUGAUGAACUGAAAAUUAUCGAGUCUAGUCAUGGUCAUUUUGAAGAUGAAUUAGAUAAAAAGAAAAGAAUAGCAAAACAAAGACAAACUAGGUUAUUAGCAAAAUUAAAAAAACAACAAUCAUCAUUUUUACAACAAAAUAAAUUUGAUACUGAUGAUGAUAUUAAUAUGGAUGAAUUUAAUUCAGAAUUACAUGGUUGGAAAUUUCCUGAACCUCAUUGUAUGUUAUGUCAAAAUGCUGCUGAAGAUGCUGGACCAUUUGGAAUAAUUAUAUAUAUUUCAAAAUCUUCCGAAUUUAGAAAUGUUCCAUUUGAUAAUGAAUAUUGGUUUACGAAAGCAUUUUCAGAUAAUGUUGAUUUAGAUGUAAAUGAUGAAAAUAUAAUAAAUUUACAUAAUGAGGCAAAAUCAAAUAAUUGGAAAACUUAUAUGGAUGAGAUUAAGACUUCAAAUGUGAUUGGUCCUGGAUUUAAUUCAGAUAAUUCAAUUGAAAGUAAAUUAGUAUCACUGAGUUGUGGUCAUGGAAUGCAUUAUAAUUGUUAUGUUAAUUAUUUGAAUAAUAGUAGGAAUAGACUGAAUCAAAUAACAAGAAAUACUCCAGAAAAUGUUGAUCAUAAAGAAUUUUUAUGUCCAUUAUGUAAAGCAUUGAGUAAUAUGUUUAUACCGGUACUUUGGUCAAAUAAUAACAGAAAUUUGAUAAACUUUUUAAAAGCAGAUAAUCAACAACCAUUUGAAAAAUUGAAUUAUAAUAAUAUUAAAGAUAAAAACUGGGUUGAAAAUUUUACUACGUUGGCUGAUCAAGAUAUUGAGAACAUGUCGAUUCUAACUCCAUCAGCAAAAGAAUUAGUCACUUUGAAUGAUACUAAUGAUAAUCAACAAUUUAGAACUUUAUUAAACAAUAAAUUUCAAUUACUAUCUUUAUUGACAUUUCCACAAAUUUAUAAACUUGAUUCAGUGUCUAUUUUGGUCAAUACUAUUAAAUCUAUAGAAAUGUCAUUGAGAGGUGUUUCAUCUGAUGGUAAAUUAAUAUUCAUGCAAUUGUCAAAUAAUGCUUUGAUAAAUUUACGAGUCUUGAAUGAGUUUAGACAUGCUAUUGUUUUAAUGAAGGUUAAAAAUUGGUUAAAAACUACAAAUCCAAGAACUGAUGCACAUGCUAAAAUACUUGCAAACUUAUUAUCCUUAUCUAAAAAUUCAAUAAAUCAAACAAUUUUAGAAGGUGAUUUUUUUGAAAUAUUAGUUAAUAUUGUACCAUUACCUUCAGUUGGAUUUUCUUUUAAAUCAAUUUUGGAAAUUACAUUUAUUGGUCAUUUAAUUCAAAGUUUACAUAUCAUUCUUAAAAAAGUGAGUCAAAAUAUUUUAGAAAAUUAUCAUUGGAAAAUUACAGUGUUGGACAUACCUGCAAUUUCAAAUAUAAAUUCAAAAACUAUAGAAUCUAUUAGAUGUUCAUUUGAUAAAUUUUUGGGUAGUAAUUCAGAAGUUAAUGAUGAAUUUUGUAAAGUUAUAUAUUCAAUGUUGAUAAAAUCAAUUACUCCAUUUUUAAGACGAGCUGCAAUUUAUUCAUUUGCUCAUUGUGCUAAUAUCGAUAACGUUUAUUUUUCACCACAAACAGAAAUUGAAGCAGAUAGAUUAACUUCUUUUUUCAAUUUAAAACCGGUAUCAGAAUAUUUAACAUUAUUUAAUACUGGUAAUUCGUUUGAAUCUGAACUAUUUAACAAUUUUGCAAAUUAUAUCAAAAUUUCAAAAUCUUCAAAUAAUUUAGUAAUCAAAAAGGAAUUAGAGUACCCUGGAUUAAUUAAACUUGUUGAAUUACCAGAUAGAUUAGAUUUCUUCUUCACGAAAUAUUAUUAUUCAGAUAGAUAUAAUAAUCCACAUAUGACAAUUGAAGAUCCUGCAAUUUGUUUAUUUUGUGGUUGUGUAGUUGAUGUUCAAAAACAAUCAAUUGGUAGUCAAUUUGGUCAAUGUACUACACAUUACCUUAAAGAAUGUUCAAAUGAUAUAGGUAUUUUUUUAUUACCUAAAGAUCGUACAUUAUUAUUAUUACAUAAAAACGGUGGAUCAUUUUAUAGUGUUCCUUUUUUAGAUGAUCAUGGUGAAUUACCUGAUGAUUCAAAAAAAGCUGGAGCUUUACAUUUAAUGAAACCAAGAUAUGAUGAAUUUAUGAAAAGUGUUUGGUUACAACAUAAUAUACCAAAUUAUAUAGUAAGAAAUUUAGAAAGUGUUUUGGAUCCUGGUGGUUGGGAAACCUUAUAG